Molecule: messenger RNA, 550 nt
Organism: Gossypium raimondii (Peruvian cotton)
Lineage: Eukaryota; Viridiplantae; Streptophyta; Magnoliopsida; Malvales; Malvaceae
Product: major allergen Pru ar 1-like
Exons: 2
Coding region: 65-550 (161 amino acids)
Biological process (GO): defense response; abscisic acid-activated signaling pathway
Cellular component (GO): nucleus; cytoplasm
Molecular function (GO): signaling receptor activity; protein phosphatase inhibitor activity; abscisic acid binding
Source: RefSeq, a predicted model, not a curated record
CGGAUAGCAUCAGUUCAUAGAUAUUUGCGUUGAAUCAAUUUGUUUGUAUAAUUUGAAGAGAAAGAUGGGUGGUUUUGCAAAAGAAGCAGAGGUUAGUACAUCACUUCCCCCAGCCAAGGCAUUUAAGGCAUUUGCUGAAGAUCUGGACACCCUAUUGCCCAAGGUUGCCCCACAAGCAAUCAAGAGUGUGGAACGCCUUGAAGGAGAUGGUGGCCCUGGAACUAUAAAGAAGAUCACCUUUGCUGAAGGGUAUGGAUUCAGUUAUGCGAAACACAGAGUAGAUGUGUUAGACAAAGACAACUUGUUGUACACUUACGUUGUGAUCGAAAGCGACUUUUUUAACAACAUGGUGGAGAAAAUCAGCUACGAGACAAAGUUUGUAGCAGCAGCAGAUGGAGGAACAAGUAUUAAGGUAACUACCACCUUUUACACCAUUGGUGACAUUCAGAUCACUCUAGACCUAAUGCUCCAAAUCAAGGAAGCAUCCGAGAAGCGAGCUCUUAUUUUGAAAGCUAUUGAAAAUUAUGUGUUGGCAAAUCCCGGUGCCUAA